CUAUCCCUGGGCUACCAGAAGCCAGAGCCACCCAGAUGUGCAGCCCAAAUCCUGUCUCUCUCACUGGGAAGGGGGAUCUGGAGGGAGGUGUCUGUAGCCUUUGCUUGGGGAGGGGACGCUUGGACUCCAUGAUUCUGAGAAAGGACUUGCUCAGGUGGUGUGGAGCCGAUCUCAGCCUGAGCCUAAUGUGUCAUAAAUGAAGGGUGGGACUAGGCAGGGGAGGGGCACGCAGUUGCUACGGAUAUGUGAGCAUCAGAGAGCUGUCAUAAUGGUUCUGCUCUGGCUUAAGGGAGCUGCUCUGGUCCUCUGGCUCAUUGUGCCCUGGAGCCUUUGCUGCCAUGUCCUGGCUGCGUUUCUGGGCCCCGUGGCUUCUUGUGUUGCUACCAUUGUGGCUGCUGGUCCAAGCAGCUCAGCCUCCGGGUUGGGCCCUGGACCCUGUGCAGCUGACCCACAGACCCCCAGGACCAACCGAGUCCUGGUCUUUGGAUCCCUCCAAUCUCCCUCUUGAAUUUCCCCAUCCACGUCAACAACUGAUGCAUCCUGUGGUUCCUUUCUGGUACACAGGUUCAGCUGGAGAGCUGCCCCCAGGACCAGAACUUUGGGACAAGCCUGGCCAGCAUGAAAGUCCACCAGAGGUGGUUCCGGUGGUGGAUUCCCAGGAUCAGCCUCCAGAGCCCCCGGAGAUGGAUGACAACUACAAAGACCUGCAGGCGGCCCUGGCUGUGCCUUCCUUCACUCCUGAAGAGGCUGAGCCCCCAGUCCAGGAGGAAGCCCCAGCUCCAUCUCCAGCGCGCCCACAGGGGACACUUCCACAUCCCGGGCAGGUUCCCAGUCAGCGUCCAAACCUGACUCAGGUCACAGCUGCACCUGGGGAUCUGGACGUUUCCGUACCUCGGCAGCCAGAGCCGUCUGAGGCAGGUUUUCCAUCACUGACUCAGAAUUCAGUGGUGAACACCACCACAAACAACAUAUGUGAGCUCUGUAGCUGCACAGACGAGACGCUGGCGUGCGUUGGUCUCAGCCAGGAGCAGAAGCUCCAGAGUGUGCCCGUGCCAGAGCCCAACGCUCACAAUGGCACCUUCACGAUCUUAAAUUUCCAAGGAAACUCUAUUUCUUACGUUGAAGAAAAUACAUGGAAGUCAUACACUUGGGUUGAGAAACUAAUUCUCGGUGACAAUCAGUUGAGUGAAUUACAUAAGGACUCAUUUGAAGGCCUGCUAUCCCUCCAGUAUUUGUAAGUUAGUUACUCACAUUUAUUUAUGAGCUUUUAUUUAUAUUAUCUAUAACAUAAAUAAGAGUUUAAAUUGGACAAGUUCUAUAAUUUCUCCCAACAAUAAAAAUUUAUAAUUCUGUAAGUCUGUGCAGGGAGGGCGCUAGCCACUCUCUAGCAUUAAAAACCUCCUAGGUGUUUUCA
Molecule: messenger RNA, 1414 nt
Organism: Manis pentadactyla (Chinese pangolin)
Lineage: Eukaryota; Metazoa; Chordata; Mammalia; Pholidota; Manidae
Product: leucine-rich repeat-containing protein 37B-like
Exons: 4
Coding region: 339-1238 (299 amino acids)
Source: RefSeq, a predicted model, not a curated record